Mytilinidion resinicola is the source of this 6039-nucleotide messenger RNA. RefSeq lists its product as uncharacterized. Gene Ontology annotation, cellular component: nucleus; Cul8-RING ubiquitin ligase complex. The annotation marks the transcript as partial. Gene Ontology annotation, biological process: replication fork processing; double-strand break repair via homologous recombination. NCBI's taxonomy places the organism in Eukaryota, Fungi, Ascomycota, Dothideomycetes, Mytilinidiales, Mytilinidiaceae. The transcript is spliced from 2 exons. The record is from RefSeq and is a predicted model, not a curated record.
CAGCAGACGUACGGCCGGACAUUCCGCAGGCGCAAUCCGAUUCAGCUCCACCCUUAUCUUCUCGAAGGCGAACGUUAUCGUCAAACCUUGAAGUCGCGUGGAGUCAGGCCUAUAUUCGUUGCCUCCGAAUCGUCAACUUCUAGGCUCAAUCCUGAUGCCGUAGAAACACAAGAGCGGGAUUUCCAACCCCUGGAAGAGACGCCCCCUAGCAGUCCAGUCCGCCGUGCGAGGUCGCCGAAAGUAAAUCCGACCCCGAGAACCUCCAAUCCGCAAGAAGGCAUCGGCUCGCCGUUUUAUCUUGCCCUGGAUGAUGAUGACGAAUUGCCAGAUGUCGAAAAACUUAGGCUUCCACAAAAGACCAUCCGCACCAUUCCCCUGUCGAAGCCGGCGCGUGCUCUAGAGAAUUCCGGAGGCGACAUUUUCGACAUCCCUCCGUCGCCUCCACGGGUAAAUCAGCUCGUAUCAUCCCCUGUCAAAUUUGCAACUAGGGUCUUUCGUAUGCCCGACGGCUCAAUCGUGAACGGACUGCCAACACCAAUCACUUCAUCUGAAUCUAAGCCUACCAAUCAGCAGCCUAUUGAUUCGGAAUCCGAGAGCGAUACUCCACCUCGAAGCGUAUUAAAGUCGAGAUCUCGCCUGUCCCGCCAUCCUACCAUCGUUGUAGAGUCUUCAUCAAGCUCGGAUUUGUCAGGCUCGGAAUCCGGAAAGAGCGACAUCAGCCUGAAAAAAGUCAAGAGGAGGAUCAAAGGAGUACUUCCUGCAUCAUGGCUGAAGCUCGACCGACAAGCUCAAUUGAAACGGCAAAAAUCGACAAGCCCUCAAAGACCCCGCCACAAAUCCCCUGAAAAGUUUGAGCUGCAACGAGGAAUAGCACGAAGAAUUACCAGGCUUCCGACAGCCAUUGCAAGGCUGAGUGCCUCAGAGGAGCUGAGUGGUUAUGCGCUUACCGUUUCCGAUGAUUCGGACACUGCAUCCAUUGCUGCAGAUGUGCAACUUUCAAAUUCUCCUGAGCCUCAUUCCUAUGUAACGGAACGGAAUGUCAGCUCGACUAUGAACGACAGUAUGAUCGAUGAUGUUAUGGAAGACAAUCGCAUCGAUUACAUGCUCCCCUCAACAUCAAAGCCCAGGUCCUACGGUGUAAAGCGCCGGAAAAAGCAACUAAUGUUGGCUGAUUCGUACGGGCUCCCUGGCAAACGCCUAAAAGUCUCAAUCUCUAAUGGCCAAAGCCAUAGUCUUGUAAAACCUGCUUCCGGUCAACAGCGCCCCAGGAAGAAGACUGCCUUGCUUGGCAAGCCACGAAAUUCAAGGCCCAAGCCGCCUCGAUUAAGCAUCUUAGAUUCUCAUCAGACAAGAGGUGAAAGUACAGAUGAAGUUCCUCGAUUCAUUCGCCUUGCGGCGAGACAAGCUCGUCGACAACGUGACAGAGGAAGACAAAGUCCGAGUCAUAAAGCUGUCCGCUUGCAAACACUCGAAGAUACUGAGGAUGCAAAUGAAGUUCUUCAUCAAUGGAGGGCUGGGACUUUGAAACCCCGGUCUAAAUCGCCUCACUCUACCAGCCUGCGCUACGAGCGUCAACCGCUCACGGAUCGAGAUGAUAACAAGCAGCAACGGCAACUUCCAGAUCCUCUGCCCAAAUCAACAUAUCUUGAUUCAAUCCAACCAGGGGUGGAGUCGCGAAGAAAUAUGGAAUUUAAAUCAGUCUCAAGACUGCGACAAACUCGGCUUGAUCUAGUGUCAAGCAGAAGAACGAAUGCUGCUCUAAAUUCGUCCCUCGUAGAGAUGCGGACUUACAAAGCACCGAAUCGACGUCUUCAUCAUCCACAAAAAUUGUUUCGACCACCACCAUAUCGCAAUGCGCAAUUGGAAAGCCUCGAAGCCGAAUUUGACCUCGCCCAUCGGAACUCCGCGUUUCAAAGACAGCUGUCCCGCGCGAAUCUGCAGUUUUCGAAUCAACUUCGAUUUGGAGACACGACUAGCAAUCCUCAACUUUCACGGUUCCUUGCUGACGACGAUGCAUCGUCAAUCUCGCCAGGCACCGAACAUGAGAGCAGAGGCCACCAGAACUCAAAUAAUAUCUCUCAGCAACUAACCAAACCUCCCUUGCGUAUUUCCCGUAAAAGACCGAGUACGCGUCUCGACGUUGAAGCACGAGAAUAUCGACAGCCAAGCCACCCGCUUCCAGUACAUGUCAACAGUCAAAGUAUUGAGAUCAUUGAGGACGAUUCGCCACAACUAUUUCUUCAGGGACUCGGUCCAUUUGGCACUCGGUACGCUGAAGACUUCGAUGUCUUCCCGUUAGAUGUGGGAACGUAUUUUCACCAGAGUACCUUCGUUGGGAGUGGAGAGCUGGGUUCAUGCUUGCAUAUCGAUCAGAGAAACCUUGAUCUUUCUGUUACCCACAAGACUUUGAUUCACCUAGCACAGGAUCUUUGGUGCAGUGCCUGGACGGAGGAAGUCUCGUCAGCUCUUACUACCAAAUUCCAGGAUCUGUCCAGCCAGCUUGACCAAGUUAUGCAAACGUCCAUGGCGGAAGAGGCUCAAAAUACUGCCAUUCAAUUACUUUCAUCCACGUCAAUCUUGCUUCGACAGGUUAUCUCCUACUUUUCCAUUUCACUGCAUUUUCUUGACCCUAUAGAUCGAAGCUGGAGUGUAACAACGAUGUUCGAAAUCUUAGACCAGAAUUACAUGGCCCUGUCACCCGCACAGAAUAGAUCGAGGUCAGCUGCGGUCGUUUCAGCACCAGUGGCGCGCCAAAAAGCUCGAGCUCUAUCUUAUCUACUUGUGUUGGCCGCCCAGGUGGUCCGUGUUGCGGACAAUAAGACAAUUGAGGAAACGACAAAACUCAAACUGGAUACUUUAGUCAAGACGGUAUCGACUAGCUUGAUAAGUACAGCAAUCCGCCAAGGCCAAGAGGAGAUUCGGACGUAUCCGGAGGACAGUCGACAUCGUCAACAACGAGAGGCUGGCAUUCGAGACGACAAAACUUACGUUCAAUGCAUUGUAGUUGCAAUGCAAACCCUCUCCUGUCUCCACAAGCCUGGAGUCGGCUUUUGGGACAUUGUCAACGACAAUUUCCUACCGAAGAUAUCGGCUUUCAACCGAAUUUCACAGUUCGAGCAUGUUUGGUCCGACACCUUCAUGCUGCUACCAUUCGGGGAAUUCGAUAUAAAGGGCAUUUUGCAAGUUGGCUCUCGCUUCGUCCAUACAUCGGAAAAUUGGGGAUUUGUCAAAGCCAUGCUCAACCGCCUUUUCUUGUUGUAUCCAGAGACGUCAAAAGGUUAUAACUCGUCCCUAAAUACAUAUGUUAGAGCUGUCUUAAGCCGAUGUUGCACACUCAUCAGCAGCUGGGGUUGGAAGAGAUGUGAAAGCAUUCUUGGGGCAAUGUUCGAUUUCUUUGCAAAAAAUAAACUAUCCCUUCUUCGCCACGAAGAGGGUCUAGGGUCGCCAAAGUUCCUGGGUAUGCUGGCGGAACAUCCGUCUCUACAGGUCCAGCCAGAUGAUCGAUCAUUUACCAUAUUCCUCAAAUGUCUCGCCCUCGGUCUCAAAGGCAUGCAAGGAAUCUAUACCGACAAGAAAAUCCGGAAUAUUGUCUACCGGUCCAUUCCAAACCAUGGCCGUACAUACCGUAAAGACGAAUCGAUUAGACAAGAAGACUUAGACGCCCUACGAAAUCACCACGAUAUUCUCUGUACUCUGUAUUGGGCCUCGCCGAUACAAUGUCGGCCUCGGCUUGACCUUCUUCGCGAGCUUGUCGACCAUGCGUCCUCUCACAGAGAAGCUUGCAGGCUCAGUGUCAGAGCCUGGUCCGAUCUCCUAAGAUUCCAACUGUCGACCGGCGAGCCAUAUGAGUCAUUGUUACCAUUUGCUUUGUGGUAUAAAGACAUCAUGAAACAUUCAAUCAGCCAAUACCGAAUGGCGAGGACCGAGGCCGAAAGUCAGUACGGCAGUGCCAAGAUACGAGGAGACGACAUUAUUCCUCUUGAAGUUCUGCAGUCGACGAUUCGAAAGAAUCAGAAUCAGGUUUUAGCUACGUUGAGAGAUGCAGUUGCUGGACUGAGAAACGCAAUCGGAUUCUCCCACGACGAGCACAACUUCACAUCUUUUCUGAGAGAUGCGUCUGCCAUUGAAAACUUGGAUCUUUUCGACGUAACCAAUCCUCGGUCCAACGACGUCGUCAUUGAAACUUUAGCCGUUUUUGAACAACAUGCGAAACACCGGAAAGCACAACACGCGGAAAAAAACUUCCCUAGUGACAACGAAGAAAGCCAGGAUUACGGCGACGUGCCUGAUUUUGACGAUUUUUAUGACGUUACCGCAGACACGAACCAGCAAACCAAUGACAGUAAUCCGCUCGACUUUAUCCACACACCGUUGUGGCACUUGCUUUCAAACUGCUUUGGAGCCGAGGCUUCUCCCGGGGACACAAUGCUCACCAAAGCGGUAGAUACAUGGACAGCUGUCGCACAAUGGCAGGUAGACUUGGGCAAGCGGACGUGGCAUGACUACGUUAGAUCGUUCAGUGUCGUGUCUUGGCACCAACUUCGAGACACAGAACAGAGCCGCAAGUUUGCCCCAUACUUUAUGUCGUCGGUGAUCACAAGCGACCCGAAUGCAUACCAAGAAUGUCGCCCGGAGUUCAUUUCCGCUUGGGUCCUAUCACUGGUCGAUCGCGAGUCCAUGCUCAAAUUUCAACACGUUUUGACUAGUGUUCUUGUCAAUGCCGACCCGCGAAAUCCGCUACUGAAGAAUCUUCCAUUCCUAAGGGAGUCUUCAACUGGCGAGAUCACGAUUACGGCGGCCACAUUCCGAGAGCGCAGAAUCAGCCUCAUUUCCUCCCUCCUAGCGAAUAUGCGCGACUGUUACGAGGGUACAAUGCGCGACAAUCAGAAAGAGCUUGUGAACACGCGAAGCGAGUAUACAGCGCUUCUCAAGGAUAUGAUGUCUGCGAUGAAGCGGAACUAUUUGGAGCUUCAGCGGUGUGGUGCCCCGUUAAAAGGCGCAUAUGUCGAAUUCGUGCAAACGGUGGUCCAGUUUCUCCAGCAGUACACGUCUCACAUAUGUCUUGUGGAUCGAUUUUUCACCGAUUCGGUUGCGUUCCCCCUACCGACGACAGAUCCCACAUAUGUAGUAGGCCGGCUCGGAAGCUACUCACUGAAAUUGGCAGAUCCCCGCACAACAAAGCAGCUCUCGACGUUCAUUCAAACAGUGUCUGAACGCGCCGCCGUCGACAAUCAACAGUCAUACCUUCUCAAGCAACUGUGUACUGCCACUUCCAGUGCAUACGAGUCCGGGGAUGCCUCACGACCCACGUUGCGGCACGUCCUAUUGCAGGACAUUUUCCCAGCAUACGUAGGGGUAUCCUUAAAAUCAGCGACUGGCUGGAUUGUGGCUUCGCCGAUACUGCAGGCUUCGUGUCAGAUCUUCCAAGAUCUGUUCUAUCAGUUCAGCGUGUCGGACGAAAAGAGCAUCCAGUCCUGCCUCGAAAUGAUCAGAAGCACGCUGGGUGGAAUUUACGAGGCAGCCCAGCUGUUGAUCGACCACGCAGGAUUACUUGAACAGGCCCAUACCCGGCGUGUAGUCACAUUAGUCCUCCGAGCAAUCACGGCACUCUUACCUCUGCUGGACUAUAUUCAUGCCAGUACCGGAAAAGCUGCCAACGUUGUUCCUUUCAUCCUAUACUUUAGGCGCUUCAGCAUUUUCGUUGCACAGACGGUCGUGGGCCGAGACGUGGCUCUAGCACCAUCGGUUGACUGCGACGUUCCGGAUGAGGCAGCACCAAUCUCCAAGCUGCGCGUUUUCUGCACCCAGGAGCUUGACAAGGCGAUGACAAAUUGGGCCAAAGUUGCUGACAGCUAUUACGUAGUGAGAGGCAAUGCAAGAAAAGAAGUGUCAGUGCACCUUGGCACUAUUGAAGAGGAGGGAGAACAGAUGCUAGACGCCAUUGAAGGGUUCCUCGUAGCAUCGGGGAGAACAAGGGGAAUGGGAGUGGAGCAAGGGGAGCGGCGGAGGGAAGCACGAGCAACGAAUCUUAUCGUUUAA